AUGCUUGACGUUGUUCAAAUACCGAUCCGCAGCGUUUCAUCAUCCCACACGAUCAAAACAUUAUCGAGUUGUACAACGACUACAAUAUUUCUCGUGAUGGCCCUGCUCAUCUUGUGGAUACCCUCCUAUUCGGAGAACAUGGUACAUGCUGCUUUCAAUUUUUCCUCCAGUGAGCCACAAAUUGAAUUUGCCAAGUGGAGUACCGAUGUGCCAGUAUUUGAGCUCGGAUCUAAACUUGAUGUUACGUUUUCAGUAUUUGCUCAAAAGCCUGCAGAGUUUUUAAUUUCCUUGUUAUCCCAAGGUGCGGAUGGUGGAAGGCCGAGACCUUAUUCUCUAUCGGACGCUAAAUUUUCAUACUUGAAUGAUGUGGCUGGACAAGUUGUGAACAAAACAUUGCAAAUUAGUUUACCUUUUGAAGUAGUGGAAAUGGAAGGAAACUUUUAUAUUGUUUUUACGACUACGAACACGGUGGAUAACAAGGAAAUUCAGUUCAAAUCAGAGCCAUUCAAACUCUCGGUGUCCAACAUUUCCAUUUCGUGGCCAACCAUUGUAUUGAUUCUGUUUUUCCCACCUGCUUUAAUUUUGGUUGCAGUCAUUGGUGCAUUUGUGAUGUGUAGAAGACAUAAAACCAUCACGCAGCAAGAAAAUCAAGAACUACAGGAGGAGUACCAACAACAAUAUGAUGACGAUGAUGUUGACAUUCAUUUUGAUCAUGAUGAUGACGAUGACGAAGUUCAACGACCUAACAAACCAAACAGAAACAAUGACAACGAACCUCGUGUGGCAUUUGUUUUAGAGGAUGAUGAUGAUGACGACCAUCAACGAAGAAAUGCACACAUUGAUGAUGAUGACAAUGUCGAAAAACGAGGCAAUUUCUAUUACACGAGAAACGUUUAA
Molecule: messenger RNA, 897 nt
Organism: Naegleria lovaniensis
Lineage: Eukaryota; Heterolobosea; Eutetramitea; Acrasida; Naegleriidae
Exons: 1
Coding region: 1-897 (298 amino acids)
Molecular function (GO): oxidoreductase activity, acting on the aldehyde or oxo group of donors, NAD or NADP as acceptor
Source: RefSeq, a predicted model, not a curated record